Messenger RNA from Symbiodinium sp. CCMP2456, 1215 nucleotides. NCBI's taxonomy places the organism in Eukaryota, Dinophyceae, Suessiales, Symbiodiniaceae. The record is from the annotation of a GenBank genome assembly.
AUGGCGGCCGGGUCCCCGCGUUUGACGCAAGUCUUAACCAGCAAGCCUGUUGAGCCGCACCAAGUGGAUGAUCUUCCGCAAAGUAAUUCCCCAUGUUCGAGACGGGGGGCAGCGACCUCGCCUUACAAACAUGUUUCCUCCACGUUCCAAUCAAUGAUGGACCAGCUUGCGCACCAGCAUAUCAAGGAGAUGGCAGCAAUAGCAUCCGUGAUGGAGCCGCAGCAGACGGAGUUUGAAACCUCGAUGCAGUCCAAAACCACGAUGCAGAGCAUGCCCAUUGAACCUCGGAACAGUCGGGAUAGUCAUCGCGACAGUCAUCGGGACAGUCGUCGGGACUCCCACUCGUCCAAGAACGACGACGACAGGAAGCGUCCUGUGUUGGCCAGGAGUGGAACGGUGGCCCAGGUGAUGGUCAAGCAUCACCAAGACAUCCCAGAAGUGCACGCAGACGAGAUCCUCGAGGCUCUGGAAAGGAACGCAAGUGAGGAGGUGGUCCAACCAGAGAGCCUCAGAAGUAUGAUUCAGUUUAGGCAAAGCCCUACCGUUUUGGACAAGGAUCCUGUGCUCGAAACAGAUUCAGAGUAUGUUCGGAGGAUGAGCCGAAUGACCCGCCUUGAGAAGGUGCAGCGCAGUUUGCAAUCCCCGCAGUAUGAGAUGUUCAUGGCAUUGGUAUUGUGCUUCAAUGUUGUUUGGAUGGCGAUCGAGUUGCAGCUAGAAGGUACAGUCACAGGACAGGAACUCAAUUUUUGGCAAGGAUCCACGUCCGCACUCAGUCAGAGCCGUCCCGUUUGGGAUUCUGUUCUUCUCAUCGGGGAGAUUUGCUUCACGUCGUUCUUCGCGCUGGAUGUCGUUUGCCGAAUUUGCAUCCUGGGCAGCUUGUUCUGGAAAAUUUGUCUGAACUACAUUGACGUGGCGGUCAGCAUCACGUCCAUCGUCGAGCUGUCCGUGACUGUCUCUUCACAGCUGCCUGUGAGCCCCGUGUUGUUCCGGCUCCUGCGCCUGGGGAAGCUUGCACGCGCCAUCCGCGUCGUGUCAAUGUCAAGUGUUCUUGCAUCGCUGCAGCUGCUGGUCAAAUGCUUGGCGUCCAGCCGCGACAUGCUCUUCUGGAGUUUUUGCCUGCUGACCUUCGUGCAGUGUGUGGCCGGGAUGAUUUUGAGCACCCUGUGCGCCGAUUUCAUCAACGACACAGGCAACAACCUGGAAAUUCGCAAAGAG